This is a messenger RNA of Lacerta agilis (Sand lizard), 1348 nucleotides long. RefSeq names its product syndecan 3 (gene SDC3). The record is from RefSeq and is a predicted model, not a curated record. Gene Ontology annotation, cellular component: membrane; cell surface. Lineage: Eukaryota; Metazoa; Chordata; Lepidosauria; Squamata; Lacertidae. The transcript has 5 exons. Bases 25 to 1281 code for a protein of 418 amino acids. Gene Ontology annotation, biological process: cell migration.
GCGCCCCGAUCGCCCCUUCCCAGCAUGAAGGAGAUGCCUCGGCUGCUGCCGUCGAGGCCCCGCCGACAGGGAGGGCUCCUGCUGCCGCUCUUGCUGCUCCUGCUCCUGGACGGCCACGUCGCCCGGGCCCAGCACUGGCGGAAUGAAAAUUAUGAGCGGCCCAUUGACCUGGAAGGCUCUGGAGAUGAUGACUCCUUUGAGGAUGAAGAAAUGGAUGAAAUCGAGGAACUCUACUCAGGCUCUGGCUCAGGAUAUUUUGAGCAGGACUCUGGGAUCAAGACCAUUGUGCGGCUCAACACAGAUGCACCCCUCACCCUACCUACAACUUCCCCUGUGUUGCCCGCCACCUCUGUGCAGCCAGUAGCCACCCCCUUUGCACCAUUCCCUGCGGAGGAAGCCACCUCUGAUCCAGUAACGAGCAGCCUCUACAUCCCCAGGAUGACCGAAGCACCGGCAGUCACCAUCCGGAAAGUGCUUGGUACCACUGCUAGCACCGCAGCCCUCGAUGCCACUGCUACCGCGAGUACUAUUGCUACCACCACUGCCACAACUGCUGCCACCACCACCACCACCACCUCUGCUACAAUGCCCAUGUCCAAGCCAACGACUGUCCUGAGAGCCUUGCCCCCCUUUAUCACCAUUGUAGCCACGACGCAGUCGAUCACACUUGAAACGCCAACCACGGCCACCGAAGUUGCCAGGACGGAACUGAACACGGUUCCGCUGGUGACCACCAGUGUGACGAAGAGCAGGGCUGUGCCAAAGCCAAGCACGUCUCGGGAGCCAGAGCGCAGUGAGGGGACUACCACAUCGCCCCAACCCUCAAGUUCUACAGCACCAGUCCAGGGAGAGCCUCUGGAUGCGACCCCUUCCACGGCAAUGAAUAAUGAACUGGAAGUUCCCGUCAGCGGGGACUUUGAAAUUCGUGAGGAGGAGGAGGUGGCAGCUCAGACGGAGCUCAGCAAUGAAGUGGUUGCCCUGGUUACCCCAGCAGCCGGGCCGGUGCUGAGGAAGAAUGCUGAGCCGGGGCUUGUAGACAAUACAAUAGAAUCCGGGAACUCGGCUGCGCAGCUCCCCCAGAAAAACAUCCUGGAAAGGAAAGAGGUCCUCAUAGCUGUGAUUGUGGGCGGGGUCGUUGGAGCUCUCUUUGCUGCCUUCCUGGUGAUGCUGCUAAUCUACCGGAUGAAAAAGAAGGACGAGGGGAGCUAUACCUUGGAGGAGCCAAAGCAGGCGAGUGUCACGUACCAAAAACCUGACAAGCAGGAGGAAUUCUAUGCAUAAAUCAGUGCCUCGCCACCUCUUUUUCUGUCCCAAUGCCGUCCUUUUUUUAAGAAACAAGAACAAAAAA